ACAAGAUCAUUUAUCACAAUUUCAUCAUCAAAUUGUACAUGGAAAUGAUGGAUUAUCUUCGAUAUGAAGUUUAUGCUCUUGUAACUGCAGAAAAUCGUAAACAGUAAAUUCUUCAAAAAUUGAAACGGAUUGAUUAAUCAAACUUCCAAUUUUUCGCAGCAAAAAGCCAAUCAUCUGUAUAUACGUAUUCGCUUACGACACGCUGCAAUUCCAAUUAUUUUAUCUGGAAUUGCAGAAGAAAUGAAUUCGCUCACGUUUGCGGAAGGGAAAGUCGAAUUGCACACUUCUCCUCAGCUAAUAAGAAGACAUAGAGAGUGAGAGAGAAAGAGCAAUCAAAUCAAUCGAUGGGGUGGAGAGGAGUGCUUGGAUUUGAGUAUGGCAUAGUUCAGGCGCCAUUAGGGCCUGACAUCUCUGGUCCAGAGCUCGUUGCAGCCGUCGCUAACGCCGGCUGUCUUGGUUUUCUCAGAAUUCCUGAUUGGGAAGCUCCAGAUUAUGUGAGGGAGCUGAUAAGGAAAACUAGGGCUUUGACUGAUAAGCCAUUUGGGAUUGCUGUGGUUCUUGCCUUUCCUCAUGAAGAGAACAUAAAGGUCAUACUGGAGGAGAAGGUUGCAGUUCUGCAGGUCUAUUGGGGCGAAUGCUCCCGGGAUCUUGUACUCCGGGCUCAUCAAAAUGGCGUCAAGAUUAUACCUCAAGUUGGGAGCUUCGAAGGGGCAGAGAAAGCAGUGAAUGUGGGUGUUGAUGGGAUCAUGGUUCAAGGGCGUGAAGCUGGGGGGCAUGUCAUUGGUCAGGACGGGUUAAUCGCUUUAUUGCCAAGGGUAGUUGAUCUUGUCCGUGGAUGUGACAUCUCGGUGAUUGCUGCUGGAGGGAUCGUGGACGAGCGUGGUUAUGUAGCUGCUCUUGCAUUGGGAGCGCAUGGUGUUGCACUGGGAACUAGGUUCCUGGCAACGGAAGAGAGCUUUGCUCAUCCUAUCUACAAACGAAAGCUGGUCGAGCUGCAAGAAACUGAGUACACUGAUGUUUUUGGUCGUGCAAGAUGGCCCGAUGCACCUCACCGUGUCCUAAUAGAUCCUUCAUUCGUGGACUGGAGGAACUUUCCGAGUGACCAGAACGAGAGCAAUCAGCCAAUCAUCGGUCGUUCACUCAUACAUGGGGUGGAAAAAGAGAUCCAUCGGUUUGCUGGUACGGUCCCAAAUGCAACGACAACGGGUGAUAUCGAAAGCAUGGUAAUGUACGCCGGGGAAGGUGUCGGCCUCAUCAAGGAGAUUAUACCGGCGAGUCAAGUUAUCGAGAGACUUGUUAAAGGUGCUCAAGUUCUUAUUCAGAAUGAAUUUCCCUCAGAAUAAGGUUUUGGGGAACUAAAUCAAGCAUAAGAUGGAAUGUAAUUAUCUAAUAAGUGAGAUGAAACAUGGCAAUGCUUCUAAGUUCAUGUUUUAUUACUAUGCAUAUGUCCUUUGAAGUUUGACAUGGUUA
Messenger RNA from Salvia splendens (bonfire salvia), 1470 nucleotides. Its product is annotated as Aldolase-type TIM barrel family protein. Gene Ontology annotation, molecular function: nitronate monooxygenase activity. The record is from RefSeq and is a predicted model, not a curated record. Bases 345 to 1343 code for a protein of 332 amino acids. The transcript has 6 exons. Lineage: Eukaryota; Viridiplantae; Streptophyta; Magnoliopsida; Lamiales; Lamiaceae.